This is a messenger RNA of Macadamia integrifolia, 4875 nucleotides long. RefSeq names its product putative disease resistance protein RGA3. Gene Ontology annotation, biological process: defense response to fungus. The record is from RefSeq and is a predicted model, not a curated record. Lineage: Eukaryota; Viridiplantae; Streptophyta; Magnoliopsida; Proteales; Proteaceae. Gene Ontology annotation, molecular function: ADP binding. The transcript is spliced from 8 exons. Bases 113 to 3901 code for a protein of 1262 amino acids.
UAGUCUUGAAUAAAUUCAUCAUUUGGGAGAUCGAAGACUAUCUGUGUUUGUGUUCUUCUUCUUCUGGCUUUCAACUGAAUUGAUUGCUUCUGUUUACACACAUAUAGGAAAAAUGGCUAUGAGAGAUUAUGGAAAAAUGGGUAUGAGAGAUUAUGCAGCUGCUGGUAAAAAGUUGAUGAUCUCUUCUACCACUCUCGGACGAGGUGUUCAGGAGGAGUAUGAAAAGCUUCAGCGUAUUGUAAGAGAGGCCAAAGUGAUACUCAUGGAUUUAGAAUGGCAACAAUUGCGGAGAGGGUUUACUGCUGAUGUAGAUGACAUGUUGGGCCAGAUUACAGUAUUAUAUUGCGAAGCAGAUGACAUGUUGGACGAGUUGUCAUAUGAAGCUCAUGCCACCACGAGAAUUAUUCAAAUGAAGGAGGAGAAGGCUGAUUUGUAUUGCAUGAUCAACAGAAAGGUAUGCAAUAUUAUUAAGUGUAAUUCCUUGUCACUACCUCGUAAAAUCAAGAAUUUCCAACAUGUGUUAGAUAAGAUGAAAAUGGCAUUCCCCGAUAUUGAUUAUUCCCCUGAGGUUCGAAUAAAUAUCGGUGAUAUUGAUUAUGCUUUCCAACAAGUAUAUACAAAUAGAAGGGGAGAUGAAGUAGUAACACUCGGAAGCAGGGCGGAGGAGGACAAAACAAAGAUUGUUAAUAUUAUUAUUAAUAAUCGACAACAAAUGCUCAUCGCUGUCCUCCCUAUACUAGGGGACCCAUUUAUUGGCAAGAAAACACUAGCAAAGCUAGUCUUCGAUGAUGAGCCAAUUAAGUCGCAUUUUGAUCUCAGAUUUUGGGUUGAUCUUGGGUGGUGGUUCAACGUGAGAUGGAUUGUAACAGAAAUAGUUGAACAGUCUCUUAGAAGAAGUAUGGGUGGUGGUGAUUUACAGCACAUGGUAGAAGAGAUUUUGAGUGGGAAAAGGUUUUUACUUGUAUUGACUGACGUGUGCUUCCAGUUCUUCUCAAUAGAACAAUUUAAAGAAAUAUGGGAUAAUUUAAAAACUUUGUUAAGAGUUGGCUCCAAAGGGAGCACAAUUAUUGUUACAACAAGAUAUGGAAACAUUGCGUCAAUAAUGGGGACAAUUCCUCCUUAUGAAUUAAGCGGACUAUCAAAAGAAGAGAGUUGGGCAUUGCUCAGGAGAAAUGUAUUUGGGAGAAGAAGUGCAGUACUGGAGACUCCAGAUCUAGUCAGAAUAGGAUUGGAAAUUGUUAAAGAAUGCCGAGGUUUUCCGUUCGCUUUAACAAUUCUAGGUGCCAUGAUGCGCUUCAAGACAAAUAUACAAGACUGGACAACUAUCCUAAAUACUAUGAAAGCACUACCUAGCAAUGCCAAUUCAGUUAUUAAGUCUGCACUGAAGAUUUGUUAUAAUGACAUGAAGUCACCAUUGAAACGAUGCUUUUCAUAUUGUUCAUUGUUUUCCAUGAAUUUUAUAAUCGAGAAGAAGAAAUUGAUUCAAUUAUGGAUGGCUCAAGGUUUCUUAGAACAAGAAGCAUCAUCAUCAUCAUCAUCCAUUAAUGAUAAUGGUGGUGGAGAUCAUGAUGAUGUAAUAUUAAUGGAAGAGGAGGAUAUAGGUAAUGCAUAUUUUAAAUCAUUGGUGCUCAGGUCUUUCCUUCGAGUUGUCAAAUUCGAUGAUAAUGGUGAACCAUUAGAAUGCACGAUGGAUGCCUCUUUACAUAAUUUCGCACGGGAUAAUUUACUAUUUUUACAUAAUUACGCACAGUAUGAUGCACGAUCAUUUUUGUCUCGGACAUUUGUUGAUAGGCCACAUCAUAAUAUUUAUUAUUAUGAUCGGUUAUCAGAUUUUAAGAGAUUGCGCAUUCUAGAACUCAUACACUUCAACAAAGAUGAGUUGCCAUCCUCAAUUGGAGAGUUAAUACACUUGAGGUAUCUUGAUCUUUCCCAUGGUCGGUUUAAAGCAUUACCCGCUUCCAUUUGCAAACUCUACCAUUUGCAAACUCUGAAGCUAUUACAUUGUAGAUUUCUUCAAAGAUUUCCAAAAGGUUUAGGGCGACUGCGUAACCUUAAAAUCUUGACUUCAUUUAAGGUGGGCAACAUGAAUGUAACCACCGGUGAUGAGGCUGGUAUUGAUGAACUAGGAUGUCUACUACAACUUGGAGGAAGUUUGAGUUUAAUUGGUCUCGACAAUGUGAAAAGUAGAGAAAAUGCUAAAGCAGCAAAUUUGAAGGAGAAAAGAAAACUCCAAGAGUUGACAUUAGAAUGGGAAGCAGAUUGGCAUGUUUGUACCAACGAGGAAAGCAGGAAACAAGACCAUAUAUUGGAGGAGCUCCAACCUCAUCAAAAUCUGUUUCUUCUGAGGAUAGUACGUUUCAGUGGCACCGAGCUCCCUACUUGGUUGAAUAAUGGGAGUUCACAUCUCUCAAAUUUACAGGAACUCUCUAUUUACUCAUGUCACCAUGUGAAGUCUUUGGAUAUGACAGGCUUGAGAUCUCUUCAGAAAUUGAUGAUUUCAUAUUGUGAAAAUCUGGAGUAUGCAGGAGUUGAGGGUCUCAUGCACUUGGAGCUUUUGGAAUUCAAGGGAUGUGAUAAGCUGAAAUCUCUUGGAGUGAAGAAGGGCGCAAAUCAGGAAGAGCAUGAAGUGGGUUCCUUACGAGAUGAACACAUGCACAACAUACCCAAUCUUUGUAGUGCGAAGAUGCGGAUCGAAAGUUGUGAUCGUCUUACAACUUUACCAAAGAAGCUCUUGCAGUCACUGACGACACUGCAUAUAGAAAAUUGUGCAAAUCGAAUGGUUUUGACAACAGGCUUAGAAAACCUUUCGUUGCUUCAUCACUUGCAGAUAGAAAUUUGUCCAAAUCUAAAGAAAUUGCCAGAGGGCAUAGGACAUCUCUCAUCUCUUCAACACUUUACAAUUAGGGAAUGCCCUAAGCUUGAGUCUUUAUCAGAAGAGAUGCAACACUGGAAAUCGCUGCAAAAGCUGAGCAUAGUUGGUUGUGCAUAUCUAUGGGCUCUACCUGGGGGAAUUGCAAAACUUACAUCACUUAAAGAAUUGGAGAUCAAUGGAUGUGAUUCAUUGAUCUCUUUUCCUGACGAGAUGAAAGAAUUGAUGUCGUUACAAAUGCUGAAGAUUGAACAAUGUUCAAAUUUGAGAGCUCUACAGGACGGCCUCGCCAACCUCUCGUUACUAGAGGUAUUGGAAAUUUCGAGUUGCGAUAGGUUGAAGUCUUUGCCUGGAGGGAUGCAACACUUAGCAUCACUAGAUACAUUGAAGAUAAAAGGUUGUGAUAAUCUGGAAAAAUUGCCAGAGGAAUUGGGGAAACCCUCAACCCUUCGUGUGUUGGCUAUAAUUGGUUGUCCCAAUCUAGAAGUUCUACCAGAGGGAUUGAGAAACCUCCAAAACCUCCGUCUGUUGGAAAUAACUGAUUGUUCUAAUCUAACCACUCUACCAGAUGGCUUGGGAGACCUCUCAUCACUUCGAUCUCUGUACAUCCAAAGAUGCCUUAAAUUGACGUCAUUCCCGGAAAAUUUGCAGCAGAUGACAUCCUUACAAGUACUUUGGUUGAUCGAGUGUCCAAAACUAAAAGAUUUGUCCACAAGGUUGGGAUUUCUCUCAGCACUUGAGAAGUUGACCAUCUGGGGAUGUCAUAACCUCAUCAAGCUUUUUCCUGGGGAGGACUUCUUGGGGAUUCAAGUCCUGAACUCAUUACAAGAGCUGAUCAUUUCAAAUUGUUCAAAACUACAAACCCUUCCAUACGGAUUGGAGAAUCUCCCGUCACUUAAAGUGUUGGUUAUUUGGAAGUGCCCCAAAUUGAAGCCUUUCGAGAACGUGGUAACACAACUGAAAGCAAGAAAGUUAAGAAAACUGAACAUAAGAGACUAUCCUUACCUGGAGACCAUAGAUGAUGCAUCUUAAUCCUCUCGUUCACAUCAUCCUUACUCUUCCACACUACAGCAGAGAGGUACUGUUAUUGGGGAAGCUAGGGAGUUGAUGAAUCUGUGGAUCAUCCAAAGAAGCGAGGAGAUGAAGAAAUUGGUACAGAGCAACUUCAUGUUUUGAAAAUGGCUAGCAUUCCUUCAGACAGCACUAGUACGAGUGGGACAGAUCUGGCCUGUUGUCCCACGUACGAAACAAGGUCAUAAUAGGGCCAUUGAAACAAUGUCAAUGCAGUCUGGACAGAAGAAGAGAGUAGACCUCAAUAAGCACCAUCAGGGCAUUCGUCAUAUAACACCCUGAUUCAUUACUUGAAUGGGAACUAUCGUAAGGAACAGUUUUGUGCUUUCUUGUAAUUAUCCCGACUGGUGGAAAGUGCCAGAGCACUUUGGAAGAAAAUGCAGGAGAAAUAUGAAAUUGAUGUUGUUGGUAAGAAAUGGGUCUACAGUGGAAGGCCUUUAAGCUCAAAUGGAAGGCUGAUAUAUUUGAUAGAUGUGAUGGCUACGAGUUAAUUGAGAAAUGUGAUACUUGUGUCCCACUAGAUCAAUGGAAAGAGCUCAUAACUAUGUGGCAGAAUGAGAAAAAUGAGAGGGCCCUGAAGGUGAGGAGCCUUCAAGGUUCAAGAUGUUUAUGAUUAGACAUAAGAAGAAGAACAGACAGCCGUUAGAUGGGGCUUCACAAGAAACAAUGACAAAGCUCAAUGAUGAGUUGAGUCAGUUGCUCUGAAAUAAGAAAUUACAAAGCAAUCAAAGAAGGCAUCUUCACGUUCAGGUGCGCCUGGUCGGAGUUGGAGUAAGCCCAAAGGACCUUGGACUAACAAAAAUGCGCCAGAACACAAAGUUGCAGUGUCAAAUGGCAGAGUUGAGGCAAGAAAUGGUGGAAGAAAGAAAGAAGUUGAUGGAAGCACCGGUAGAAGUAAGAAAGAAGAUGAAGCACAUGCUGGAAGACGAAAAGUA